Molecule: messenger RNA, 5596 nt
Organism: Lactuca sativa (garden lettuce)
Lineage: Eukaryota; Viridiplantae; Streptophyta; Magnoliopsida; Asterales; Asteraceae
Source: RefSeq, a predicted model, not a curated record
UGACGAAGACGACGAAUCAAUUUAUAGUCGAUAUCCCACUCUUUAGUUUAUCCAAUGAUUUUCUCUUCCUUCCUCACCAAUUCUUCUCUCUCUAUUUUAGUUAAUAUCUUAUGUAACUGAUCGAUCAGGUUAAAGACUCUGCACUAUUUUUUUGUGGCUUGCAUACGGAGGAAGACGAAUCGUGCAUUGUUCUUUUUGUUCACUUGCAAUGGCGUCGACGACUACGGCCGCGAGGGAACAUGUUAACGAGAUCAGGAGGACGAAGUUCUCUAUCGGCGGAGAUCCGAAUCCGCUAACGGAGGAUCUUCAUCAGGCGGUUAAGAAUCUGUCUGCCGAGCUUUACGCGAAGGACGUGCAUUUUCUAAUGGAACUUAUUCAGAAUGCCGAGGAUAACGAGUAUCCGGAAGGGGUUGAUCCUUCCUUGGAAUUCGUGAUUACAUCAAAAGACAUAACAAACACCGGAGCUCCGGCGACCUUGUUAGUUUUCAACAAUGAAAAAGGGUUUUCCGAUAAGAACAUCGAGUCAAUCUGUAGCGUUGGAAGAUCUACUAAGAAAGGUCUCCGGAAGCGUGGCUAUAUUGGCGAAAAAGGUAUUGGAUUCAAAAGUGUGUUCUUGAUAACAGCUCAGCCAUACAUUUUCAGUAAUGGUUAUCAGAUAAGAUUCAACGAAAAACCUUGUGAGCAUUGUAAUGUUGGUUAUAUUGUUCCUGAAUGGGUGGAGGAGGGUCCAACAAUUUCUGCCAUUCAAAGCGUAUAUGGUUCGUCUAAAACUCUGCCAACCACAACUCUGGUGUUGCCUCUAAAACCAGAGAAGGUCAAACCAGUCAAAGAUCAGCUUUCAAGUGUCCAUCCAGAAGUUUUAUUGUUUUUGGCAAAAAUAAGGCGGCUUUCUGUUAGGGAAGACAAUGAGGACCCCAGACUCAACACUGUCACUGCAAUCUCUAUUUCAAGUGAGAAGAACUUUUUCACUUCCAAGAGCCUGGAUGCUGUUUCAUAUACUGUGCAUCUCACUGCUGAUGUAGAAGACACAGAAUGUGGGUACCACAUGUGGAAACAAAGGUUUCCUGUGAAACCUGAAAAUAAAGUGGAUGCUAGAAUGGAGGUAGAAGAAUGGACAAUCACUCUCGCUUUUCCGAAUGGGACAAGACUCAAAAGAGGGUCAAGUCUGCCUGGAAUCUACUCCUUUCUACCAACAGAGACAGUCACAAACUUCCCUUUCAUAAUGCAAGCAGACUUCCUCUUGGCAUCUUCAAGGGAAAAUAUCCUCUGGGACAACAAAUGGAACAAGGGAAUACUCGAUUGUGUGCCUCUGGCGUUUCUAAAUGCAUUUACCUCACUGGUUAAAUCAACAGAAAAUGCUCCCGUUUCCAGUCUCCCAUUCAUGUUUAGGUUCUUACCUGUCUAUGAGUCAUCUCAUCCAAAGCUGAACCUUGUCAGGGAUGCCAUCAAAGCAAAGCUGAUGAACGAGACUAUUGUUCCAUGUGAGUCAUACACUACACAGAAGAUGUUCCGUAAACCCAAUGAAGUUGGUAGGCUGAAGCCUGAAUUUUGGAGCAUACUCAAAGAGGCAAGGAGCCAAAGUGUUAAUUUUUCCAACAUUUCAUCUCAUGGAGCGUAUCUUCUCGCUUCUUCAUUUGAUACAAGCGAGUACAAUGUGAUUCUUGACUUUUUGGAAAUCAAGCCUGUAAGUGAUGAAUGGUAUGCGAAAUGCAUUGGGAGCUCCGAUCUUGUAAAGGGUGUCACAGAAGAUGUUUAUAUACAACUUCUAUUAUUCGUUGCAGAGAAUUGGGGUUCUUGUUUUUACAAAACCAACAUGAAGAAUACACCUUUGAUCAAGUAUAUUGGGAAAGACGGAAAAGACGAUGUAUAUUCUCUGGCCUCUGGUAUAAACAAGUUGCUGGCUGCAGAUUCCGAUUAUAUUUCCUGGUUGCUUAAUUGCAACGCAGAGUUCCGAUGUUCAAUCGAUAAAUUUUUUCUGCCCAAAAUCACACAAGAAGCCAUAAGAUCAUGUCCAAGGAAGGCAACACUAGUGAAAUGGCUUAGAGAGCAGGCGAAGGUUAAAUUUGUGAGUGUUUGUGAAUACGCUGAGCUUGUUAGUCACUCACUCGGGUAUGAUCGCAAGCUUGCUGUUACUUAUGCCCAUUUCCUUUACAACUCUUUGGUAAAGGAGUACUUAUGGCAACAUGAAGUUCAGAAUCUGUGUAGUGGCAUGCCGAUUGUUGAUAACUAUGGGAAUAUAACUAAAACAAGAAGUGGAGUGCUUGUACCUGCGAAAGGAAGCAGAUGGGUGGAGCUGAUUGGUUCAAAUCCAUGGAGGCAGCAUAAUUAUGUUGAGUUGGGUGAAGAUUAUACACGUGGUGCUUGUUAUUUUGGUAUGGUGACAUCUGGUCAAGAGCUUGUUUCGUUUCUUCAAAAAUAUGUUGGGGCUUCUGAUGUUCCUUAUCUAUCUCCUCCCAAUGCUGCGAUUCCCACUCUCUCCUCUCCUCUCACCAAAAGAAACACAUUCUUGCUUCUGGAAUGGCUUAGGAAUUUAAGGGCAUCGGGGGUUGGUUUACCAGUGAGAUUCUUAUCUUCCAUUAAAAAUGGCAGCUGGUUGAAGAUUACUCUGAGUGGGAGUCCUGGGUACCGAUCGCCUUCAGAAUCAUUCAUGCUAAAGUCAUCAAUCGGGAACCUUCUACAGAAUGGAUCGGUGCUUGUUGACAUCCCAUUGGUUGAUGAGAAAUUUUAUGGUGAGGAGAUAAAGAAUUUCAAAGAUGAACUGGAAAGAAUCGGUGUCAGGUUUCAAGACACAGAUGCAUGUGAGUUUAUUGGUGAGCGCCUCAUGCGGCUUGCAGCCUCUUCACAGCUUACCAGAGACAAUGUUUUUUCGAUAUUGAAAUUCAUUCAGUAUCUUGGAGAAAAUUAUAUCUCCACUCGGGCGUUGAUCGAAAGUAUUAGAAAAGAAAGGUGGCUUAGGACAUCUCGAGGUGAUAUGACUCCUAUCAAUUGUGUUCUGUUCAGCCAGGAAUGGAAUGCUGCUUCACAGAUAAGUGACAUUCCAUUCCUUGAUCGUGAUUAUUAUGGUUCAGAGAUACUUAAUUACAAGAAAGAGCUGGAUUUGCUGGGUGUGAAAGUGAAGUUCAACGAUAGUUAUCAGCUUGUUUUAGAUUACCUGAAGCCCUCAUAUUCACUGGCCUCUCUGUCAUCUGAAACCUUGUCACUGAUAUUAAAUUGUAUACAGAAUUUGCGAUCCUCGGAUAAGCUGGUCGAAGCGUUUAAGAACAAUAGAUGCUUAAAAACGAACUUGGGUUACAGAUGCCCAUCUGAUUGCUUCUUGUUGAAUCCAGAAUCCGAGUGGGGUUGCCUUCUUGAGGUCUUUGGAUCAUUUCCGAUUCUUGAUCAACAGUUUUACGGGAGGUCUAUAUGUUCAAAUGCAAACACACUAAAGAAAUUUGGUGUGAUGGUGGAUUUUGAGGAUGCUUGCAAAGAGUUUACCCGAAUUUUCAAGCAACAGGCAUCAGUAUCUUAUAUCAAUAAAGAAAACGCCCUUUCUUUUCUGAAUUGUUAUGGAAAGCUGAAGAAACAGCAAGUGAAAUUUCCGACUGAUCUGAAGGACUGCAUACGCAAAGAGAAGUGGCUACGAACAAGACUUGGUGACUACAGACCACCAAAAGAGUGCAUUCUUUUUGGUGCUGAAUGGGAACCAAUUUCUACAAUCUCCCUGCUUCCCUUCAUUGAUGACAACUUUUAUGGCAAUGAGAUCCAUAACUAUCACACCGAUCUCAAGGGGUUGGGUGUUAUCACAGAUUUCAAAGAUGGAGCCAAGUUUGUGGCUAAUGGGCUUUUCUUACCUCAAGAUUGCAGUAGUCUUACUCCUGCAAAUGUUUACGCCCUUCUUGAUUCUGUCAAGAGACUGAAAGAGAUAGGAACGGAUCUUCCUGAUAAAUUUCUAGACAAAGUUUCCUCAAGGAAUUGGUUGAAAACACAUUUUGGCUACAGACAACCUGACGAGUGCUUGCUUUUUGAUUCUUUCCAUGAUUCUUUUUUGAAGUGUAACGAUGGUCCUUUUAUUGAUGAAGGAUUCUAUGGAUCUCGCAUUGUAUCUUAUAAACAUGAGCUCAAAGCUUUAGGAGUUCCGAAUGAUAUUAACAAGGAAUGCCAGUUGCUUGGUAGCUACCUCGAAUGCCACUCCAACUUUGAAACAAUUUCCCGAAUCUAUAUUUUCUUGUCUACAUACAAGUGGGAGCCUGUUGAUGAAGACAGUAAAAGGAUAUGGAUCCCGAGAGGAGCAGAUCACGGAGAGUGGGCCGUGCCUCAAGAUUGUGUUCUCCACGACAAAAACAAUCUGUUUGGAGAGCAGUUGAAAGUUUUGGAGAAAUUCGAGUAUGACAGCAAAAUUCUUGACUUCUUUUCCAAUACUUUGAAUGUGAAGGUUCAUCCCUCGAUUGAUGACUACUGCAAGCUUUGGAAGGCAUGGGAAAGUUCAGGAAGCCAAAUUGUAACACACAAAGAAUGCUGCGCCUUUUGGGAGUUUGUGGUUCGAAACUGGAACCCAAGAACAGAAGAUACUUUCAAGAACAACUUAUCCAAACUCCCUGUUUUAGAUCCUAAUUCAAAUGGAAGAAUUUUUCUGUAUGACAAGCGUGAUGUCUUCAUAGGCGAUGAUCUUUUCUUGACAGAUCUCUUUACAAAAACCUUCUCUCGUCCAAUAUUCGUAUGGUUUCCUCAGCCAAGUCAGAAAACCCUAACCCGAGCCAAGCUUGUGGACAUCUACACCAAACUUGGUGUCCGGAUCUUGUCCGAAUCUGCACAAAAAAACAUAUCUGAUAUUGAUCAUGCUGGAUUCGAGCCGGUCAAUUUGAAAGAAAAGAUCAACAAAAAGGGUUUGUUCAAACUCAUUCUUGCCUUUCUUGCUGAUCCUAAUCUGAAAAUCGAGCCAGAUAAGAGACAUGAAGCUGUUAGCCGUGUGCUUGCGAUCGAAGCUUUUGAGACACCGGAAAAAAUGUCAGUCAGAUACAGCUUGACUUUUUCAUGUGGAGAAGUUGUGGAUGUGGAGCCCAGGAGAAUGAUCCGUUGGGACAAACAGCUGUCUAAAUUAUAUAUGCAGAAGAUGGAGAGAUCUUCUGGUCAUAAGAAUGUUAUUGAAUACGCUUCUCAUUUUGCUGAAGAAAUAGCAGAGGGAGUUCUGUGGGAUAAUGAAGAGCUUGUUCCAGAUCUGUGUGAGCUCAUAAGGCUGGGGUUUUUGUUGGAGUUUGAUGAGGAAGCAGUGGAGUUCCUCAUGAAGAUCAAGAAUCUGCAGAUCUUUCUGGAGGAUCAAGACUAUCUUACUUCCACCUUCUCAUCUUAAUUAUAAGGGGAAAGCUUCAGAACUCAGACAGUUAUGGCGGUGGAGGUUUGUUUAAAGUGGCAGAAACUUAAUUGAUAAAGCUUUUUUUUUGGUAUAGUAUCAUCUAGUGCCACAAUCUCCAAUAUUUCCCUUAUUUUCCAUUAUUAAGUCGCUUUAAGUGUUUUUAAUGUAUGUUAUGAAACAAAUGGUUAUCUAUGCUUUUAGUCUGACUUCUUUGUAACCAAUCAAGUUUUAUGUCACCUCUUGAAAUGGUAGAACACUUUCCCUUCU